Messenger RNA from Maudiozyma saulgeensis, 1251 nucleotides. Lineage: Eukaryota; Fungi; Ascomycota; Saccharomycetes; Saccharomycetales; Saccharomycetaceae. The record is from the annotation of a GenBank genome assembly.
AUGGCUAACAAGGUGUUUAGUGUUGCUGUCUUCUUUGUUGUCUUUAGAGAAUGUCUAGAAGCAGUGGUCAUUAUAUCUGUACUUCUUUCAUUUUUGGAUCAAUCUAUUGGUACUCGAGAUAUCGUUCUAUUCAAGAAAUUGAGAAAACAAGUUUGGAUAGGUGUCGCAGUUGGUUUUGUCAUAUGUUUAGCAAUUGGUUGUGGGUUUAUUGGUGCUUAUUAUUCUUUACAAAAAGAUAUCUUCGGUUCAGCUGAAGAUCUUUGGGAAGGUAUAUUUUGUAUGAUUGCUACUGUCAUGAUUACGAUGAUGGGUAUUCCUAUGUUAAGAAUGAACAAGAUGCAAAGUAAAUGGAGAGUUAAAAUUGCAAGAUCUUUAGUAGAAAUUCCAAAGCGUAAACGUGAUAGAUUUAGAAUUAGUUAUUUGACUAGUCGUUACGCAAUGUUCUUGUUACCUUUCAUUACUGUACUUAGAGAAGGUCUUGAAGCUGUGGUCUUUGUUGCUGGUGCAGGUAUCACUACAAAAGGUUCACAAGCAUCUGCUUAUCCGUUACCCGUAUUCGUUGGUUUAAUAGCAGGUGGCUUUGUUGGUUGGUUACUUUACUUUGGUGCAUCUCGUUCUUCGUUACAGGUAUUUUUAAUCAUAUCUACUUCUAUCCUAUAUCUAAUCUCCGCAGGAUUAUUUUCCAGAGGAGCAUGGUAUUUCGAAAAUUAUAGAUUCAAUGUUAAGACUGGUGGUGAUGCUUCUGAAGGUGGUGACGGUAACGGUUCUUAUAAUAUUAAGCAAGCAGUUUAUCACGUGAAUUGUUGUAACCCAGAAUUAGACAACGGUUGGGAUAUCUUUAAUGCAUUACUAGGAUGGCAAAAUACAGGCUACUUAUCCUCCGUACUUUGUUACAACGUUUAUUGGAUUGUAUUGAUAAUUUUCUUGGGGUUGAUGAUUUUUGAAGAGAAAAGUGGCCAUUUACCAUUUUUCAAGAAUUUACAUUUACGACAAUUAAAUCCAGGUUAUUGGAUUAAAAAUAAAAAGAAGGAUGAAAUGACUCAGGAACAAACAGAAAAUCUCUUCCACAAUUUAGAAAAGCUUCAAUUUAAAGAUGAUGGUGCAAUCCAUAUGACAGGAGAUCAGCUUGAAGAUGGAAGUAACGACGAAGUCGGUUCUUCCAGCCAACAAGCUUCCGAUAGUAUCGAUAAGAAACAUGCAAGCGAAGGUCACACCUUACAGAUCCAGGAAACUGAAGAAAAAAGUAUAUAA